Octopus bimaculoides (California two-spot octopus) is the source of this 9295-nucleotide messenger RNA. RefSeq lists its product as uncharacterized. NCBI's taxonomy places the organism in Eukaryota, Metazoa, Mollusca, Cephalopoda, Octopoda, Octopodidae. The record is from RefSeq and is a predicted model, not a curated record.
UACCAGCCAUUUACUCAAAUUUUGUUUUGGUCUUCGAUCGGCACACGGACCAUGUAUGUGAUGUUUGCCGCUCAUCGACGGAUAUUUUACCAUUUCUCACUGGCUCCUAGUAACAGACGUAGUGAAGCACACCUGGAUUAAGCCCUGUGUAUUUUAGAUCGGUCAAGUUGAAUAUGGAUGAGUCUGGCCUCAUCUAUGGAACUAAUUGCCUUGAAAAUGAUAUUCAACCACAGAAAGAACAACUUCUUUUCCAAUAUGACCCUGCAGACGUGCCUUCUGAAAUGGCAGGUGUCAUGUCCUCCAUUAAGAAUCUUGCAGAGAAGAUGUUAUUUCAUUGGCGAGAAUUCCCAAUUGUUCUUCCUGCCUCUAUCACAGACAAUGAUGCAGAACAAACAAAUGCUGCCAAUGGAGAUGCUAACAAGGAACAGCCUGAAAAAGUUACAUUUCGAGAUGUUUUCAUUGCACCUACCUUUGAUGAAUUGGAAGAGGUAGCACGACUUCCUAAUGGGGUGCAGAAAAAACUAAAUGAAAAACAGCUUUACUGUAUUUGGGAUAAUGGGGAAUUUGAAGUAGACAGUAUUCAUUUUCCUGGCCAAACACAUAAAUGGCAUCUUAGUCAACUGCUGCAGAAAGGUUCAAAACGAUCCCAUGAAACACUUCUUGAUGACACAGCGUUAGCAUUAAGAAUUCUGCUGAUUACAGCUCGGAACCGAUUCCAUUCACAUUUCUUCAGUUUAUCAGAAGGGAUAAAAAGCUGGGCUCGAGGUUUAUGGAAAAUAUUUGAUAUCAUUAUUGGCAUGCCUUCAACGACCCCUGGUGAUUUAUGUGGAAAACUUAGGGAAGAGCAUAUGCGGUACUUAGUUGCUGAACUUGAUAUUAGGCAACACAGCCGUAAAGAAUUUAAUCGUUUUUGUGAAUACGUCAAAGAAAAAUGCAAGAUGUUAAGAACAGAGAAGCACAAGACUGCUGACCUCAGACCACCACCUAUACCUUAUUAUUAUCAAACUCCACAGGGUCUGCAUAUAGACCUAAGGCUUUUUAACAAAGAUUUAAUUAAUAACUGCUUACCAAUUUUGAGUAAUAUAGUUGAUAAAGAAUCAAAAAGUUGGCACAUUCAGUACCGUCAAAAAUUAGUCCGUGAACUCAAAGCUAAAGGAUUGUCUGAUACACAGAUUAAUGAGGAAGUCAAUAUCGCUGUAAUGGCAGAAUACCUGCAGCGAGUUUAUCGAGCUGUGUUGAAUAAUGUAGAAUUGGAGAACUUACAACAUGGAAUAGGACAACUUUUAGUCGCCCAGGCCCAGUCAGUGCUUGCCAUGCAGAAGGCAGUGCAGAAGAUCCAACAAAAGAUGGUUGAACACAAAGAUAAGUUAAUGGAACAUUUAAAAGUUAAAUACCCAGUGAAAUCUCGAAUCCCAGCCUGGAAAAAUGAGCAAUUGGAACGUUUUGAAGAAGAAUUCAUUAAUCAAAAUCUGUGGUCAGCCCAUGAUAUUGCGGUUAGUCUUUGUGAGGAACAAGAUCUAAAACAAGCAGUUUACUUUCUGCGAAGGGACCUCAACUUUAUCAAGGAGAGAGAACCAAUUCUACGCAAGGAACUUGGCAAGGUUAAAGUACCAACAAGGGUUUUCACAUUUGCAACCAAGAUUUGGUUCCCUCAACACUGGCUUGUUGUAAGACAGUUUAGAGGAGAUACAGAAGUCGUGCCAACUAUUAUUAUGAACAGGGUGCUUUCAACUGGACCAGCUGGCAAAAAGGAGAUUGAUACAUACACAGUUGACAAAUAUAUGCGCCGGAAGACCAGCACUCGUUAUCCUAUGUGGAGGUGGUGGAAUUAUGUACAUAGGACAUGGGCCUGGAUGUGGAACUCUAUGUUUUUUUUCUUGGUUGUAAUCCCUUUAUUUAGUCCUGUUAGUUUUCGAGCUUUGUUUUGUGUUCAUCCAUUCAAGCCAGACUUGGAACUCAGUCAAGUUGAUGGUGUUUUAUAUCCAAAAGAAUCUUAUGUUGUACAUACACUGAUAUCCCGUUUACGACUGCUGUGGCAAAAUGUGCAUAAAUCAAGAGCAGAUUUCGAGGCGGCUCCUCAUGCAGGCUUCUUGGGAAAAAGUUUUACCCGUCAUUUAAAUCGUUUCUGGAACUUUGUAUUGAAAGGCGGUCUUGGGAGUUUCUUAUUAGUCUUAGUGUUCCCUUUGCUAUGCAUAGUUACAUCAGGACUCUCAGUCAUUAUGGCACUUACAGCACCAGUUUGGAUGCCUGUUGUAACACUAUUGGCUCACAUAGGAUUUUUCCUGGUCUACGAUAUUGAUUGCCCUGAGCUGUCUGGUAACAAAAUUCUUGUUCUGAUGGAAGCCAUUCUGUGGCACAUUGUCCUGCAGGGUUGCAUUCAGCCUGUAACGGCACUUAUAUUUGGUGUCAUACUCUGUCCCUUGGCAGCAUUUUUUUGUCUUCUUUUCGGCACACUGCGUCGGGCUUUUCGUGGUUUAUGGGACAGUGUUAUGUUUCAUACAGUGAUAAAAAGCCGAGGAAGGAUACCAGCCAGUGAUGGUUUCAUUGCUCGGAGGGUUGCUGGACCUGGGCUUGCAUCCAAUUAUUUUUUUCAAAUUAAACCUGAACAGUCUUUGGCUGCCAUUGAAGCCAAACUGGAGUUUGAUGAGCUAGAAGCUUGGAAAAAUAAUGUUUUGAAAGUCAUAGAAUAUCCUGAAGAAGAAUACAGAAAAUUUGUCAAGCAGUGUUUCAAGCCAUUCUCCGCAGAUAUAUGUGAUGAUGGAGUCUACAAGAAAUUGUGUUCAGAAACAACACAAUACAAAGCUGAUUUAACAAAUAAAGUAGAGCUGAGAAAAAGACGGUUGAGUACUGGGCUGUAUCCCGAUCUGCAGAGACGCAUCAAGCUUCCAGAAGCUUCUCUAAAAAAAGCCAUUAUCCAAGCUGCAACAAUGUUAAAAGAAUUCUAUCCAUACCAUGUUCUUCGACGUUUGCCAAUAUCUGAGCAAGAAUUCUGGGAAAAACAACAGCUGGAGGUAAAUGAUUGGAAAGGUUUAGCUUGCAAGAAACUCACAGAAAUUUUUUCCAAAAAUUUCCUGGUUCCUUUAGAAGAAACUGAUAACCAUUUUGAACUAAAGGUGGAACACCUCAACUUUGAACGAUAUACAGACAUGCUUAAAUAUGCUGAGUUUCAUGAUGACUUGGAUGAAAUCACCCAAAUGCACAUUCCUGCUGCUGAUGUGAGUAUACGGCCUCCCUUUUUGGAUUGUGGAAUCUUUAACCCCAAUCAACAUUUAAUUCCAACAGCCCGGUGGGAUACUCCCAGAGAAAAGAUGUGCCCUUGGAAAAAAGACCAUACGCCUCAUGUGUUUGAUAAACUACAAAUACCUCUUCCAAUUCCACAUCCGGCAAGCAUUGCUUUAGCUAUCUAUAACAGGGAAAAUGAUCAAUAUCCAAUUAACUUUGAAGAUCUCUAUUGUCAGAGAAUUAUCAAAGCUACUAAAGAAGUCCCUUAUGUUGAUGUUGGGCACCUAUCGUCUCCAGAACUUUUUGAGCUUGAACCCAGCACACCAGAUAUCGGCACCUUUGGGGAGCCAAUCAACUUAUUAUCCCACCUAGCCCAACAAGAAGCUUCUUACUUCUCUGAUGAUAAUGUAGGGGGUGUUACUGGAACCAGCAGUCCUGCUCUAGAUAGUAAUAUGACCAAUUCAGUACAAAACAGUUCUGUUGAUGAACCAGACAAAGAUGAUGCUGUUGAAGGUCAUAUUGUCUAUGAAGAGAAUGAGAGAGACAGUAGCUGUAUUAUUGAAUUAAGGGAAAUUGCAAAUGGAUGAAAUUUCAUCAUUUUAGUGCUUCUUUAUAAUAUAUAUUAUGUAACAUUAUGGUCAACUGAUUGUUUUAUUGCGCGUGUGUGUGUAAUUAUGUAUACAAAAAUCUAUUAAAAAUGGUAUUCACCAGGAUGGAUGAACUAAAAUCAUUCACUGUCUCAAAUUGUCAGAUAUAUGAAAUCUACUGGUUUCUUUAAAUAUCACCAGCAUUUCUUUAUCUUAUUUUUAACAUUGUCUGUAUAUUUGCUCAGGUCUCUCUUAUGUGUUUGACUCUGGUUCAGCUGUAUGUCUUACAUAAAUGUUAUGAUAUAUUUUAUCCAUUUAAUGAACAAUAUCGUUCUUGUAUAGUACUUAUGUAAGAAAAAGAAAAGGAAAAAGAAUGCAGGAAUCUCAUGCCCGUUCAUCAUUAUAUGAGAUACUUUUUAAAAAAUGUCUAUUUGAAACCUGUAUCAUAUCAGGUUAUCUUUUAAACUACAAAACUUGUUUACCUGAACUGGUAAAAUUAGUAUCAUUUGAGGAGUACUGUGGUUUUUGUUUGUUUGUUGUUUUUUUGUUUUUUUUUGUUUUUUUUUUCUGUUUCAAAAUGUUUCAUGUUUCCCAAAAUGUUAGAAAAGUUACAUUAGUAUUUCAUACCUAGUUCUGUUGUUUGUCUCUGUGUUGGUUUCCCUGACCCAUUAUAAUUGAGAUGAUAUCAAAUUUUAAAAAAAAAAAACACACCUACUUCAAACACUUUCAAAGUAAUAUGAGGUUUAGUUAUGUGUGGUCCUCCCAUUGUAAAAAUAGUUUGAAGGGUAAAGAAAAAGAAAAAGAAAACCUACAAGAAACAAAUGAAAGGAAAUGGGUGUUAUGCACCAGUCUUAUGAACCUUUGAAACUUAAGUUACAGUUGUUUGAAUCUCUUAUAGACUGUGCAAUAUAUUUUUAAAAUUUAGUAACUUUCUAGUUAAAUGUGUGGCAUGAAAUUUAUUGUCAUCAAUAAACUAGUUUAACUACCAGUAGUAUAGACAUGGACUUUUAAAUAUUGUCAUUGAUAGUAUAAAAAUGUUUUUCAUGAUUUGCUACAUCUUGUGAAGCUUUGAUAAAUAUUAUGAAUAAUAAUAAUAACAAUAAUAGUUAUAAUAACUUUUUGAAUAACUCCAAAUCAAAUAGAAUGGGUUUUUUUUUUUUGUCUCUCUUGCUUAUGAACCAAAAGUCACAGUCCAGUGACUAAAAGACAUGAAAUUCAUAUUAUCACUUGAGUUUAUUCAUUUAUUUAGUUUUAACAAGAAUAAUUAUUAUUUAUAUUCUGUAAAUUUAAUCUAGGAAGAAUUCUUGUUUUUAAUCUAUAUAUAUAUAUAAAGUUUUAGCUUCUUUUUUUUUCGCAAAUAAAAUGUAUGAUUUUUUUUUUUUUUUUUUUGGUUGGGGUGGGGAUUAUAUGUGCAUUACUGUUUCAUUUAAUUCUAAUGAUUUACACAGUUAACAAAUAAUUCAAAAUAAUCUAGCAAACAUCCUUUAAUUCUUGAAAUCAUAUCUUGAAAUUUUGUAUUGUUAAUUGCUUAGUUAACAAUUGCCAUAAAAAUUGUGUCUAUCAUAUUCCUUGUAAAUGUUGUAAAAUGAUAUGUAUCUAUACAUAUAUGUGUGUAUGUGUCACAGGAAUUUUAUUGUUAAAUGGUGUUUUGCCAUUAUACCUGUAAGUGUUGCAAAUAUAUAUAUGUAUAUGUGUGUGUGUGUAUCCCUCUACACCUCUUGUAAAUGUUAAAAAAAAGGUGUCUUACAUGAUGGAUUGUUAUAACAGCUUCUAUAAAACUGUAUCUUUUGUCAUGUGUAAUUGUUACAGCAAAUUAGUGUUUAUGGUAUCUUUUCUCAGAUACAAGUAAGUUUAGAUAUGGAAUUGUAUUAUGGCACACCUUUUAACCAUUGCAGCAGGAAGGUGUUAACGCCAUGUCAAUUAUUUUGCUAUUAUCUACUAAAUUGAUUAAUAAGGAUUGACACAAUUUCAGUCAGUCAAGCUUUUAGAAGAUACAUUUACAUAAUUCUUACGUAGGUUAUAUCUUAAAGUUUAGAAUGACAAUUUUCAGUACUUAACAGUUCUUUCACUACUUUCCUCUUUCAGUUUAAAGAAAUAAGCCAGUUGGCUGUGAUAAUCAAUAUAGAAUUAUGUGAAUAUAAUGUGAAGCUCAAUAGUUAAGAUAGAAUUAUUUUGCGGUGUUAGAGAUAAGAGGUACAUACACAUUAACUCUAGAAUCUGGGAUCAUAAACGUUUCUAGUAAUAACUUUCAUAAAUGUCAUAAGCUUCAAAUGUAUUAUUUCAGGUGAAACACAUUUUUGACAGUUAUGUUGCUUUAUAUUUCCAAGUAAUUUGCUCAAUAUUUAAUGGUACCAUAUUUUUAGCAAAUUAUCUUCUAAUUCUGUAAAUAUUUAACCCAAGCUUCUUCAUAUAUAUAUAUAUAUAUAUAUAUAUAUAUAUAUAUAUAUAUAUAAUCAUUAUUUUAUGUAAAAGUGUGGUGCUUGUGUGAUCAGUUCAUUAUGGUUAAUUAAUAAAGUUUGGAUUUACAUUGAUGCUCCAAACUAGAGUUUGAUCACCUGCUUUGACAUAUAUCUCAAAACAACUGAUCAAGGUUUCUUCUUGCCUAUUAACACUGCACUGUUAGAUGCAGUGAUUUACACUGCUAGCCACUGCAUCUAACAUGUAUUUGGUUGUGAAAGUAAGUUAUAACAAAUACAUCUAAAUAAUUUGCAAUUGUGUUAUGUUCCUUUAAGUGUUAACGAAUUAUUCACUGAAUCCUUUGUAUACUCAGCAAACUUUUAAAAAUGGAAGCUUCUUGCAUCAGAACGUGGAAUAUUUUUUGAUUAAUGACAAGGUACAAUCGAUUUCAUACUGGAAUAAAGUAAUCAUUUUGUGACUAUGUCCACUGAAAAUGUCAUUUAAUUACUUUUUUGACAAUGAAUAAUUAAAACUAAAGGUCACUUCUGACAACAUAAUAUAAUUAUUACAGCUCUUAUACGUAGGAUGUUUUAAAAAUGAAAAUAUUCAGAAGAGAGAAGAAUUUAAUGAAAUUAACUCUAUUUAUAUUUCUUAAAAUUUUGCUAAUUAUAAUAGUGUAUUAUGAAAAUAACAAUAGAACACUUAUAAUUUAAUUGGUAUUAGGUAAGAUAUUAUGCCAUCUUAAUAUGAUUGUAAACAAUCACGUUGGUUGACUAUACAAAACCUAUAAAUUCAUCAGAAAUUCACAAUAAAAAUUAAUCUGAAUAUAAAUAUUAAAACCUUUAAAAACAGCAGAAUAAAGGUUCAUAAUUAUUUUUCAACCCAUUUCAUGAUGUGAUAUUUAUAUUGACUAGGAAUUGAAUAAGGUAAAAUAAAUAUGAUACUGUAAUUUACUCUAUAAAGCCAAGACCAACUUUAGAAUAUUUCUAAGUUAGAAUUAUUAUUAUUAAAAUUCAUGAAAAAUAAAUUGAAAAUUAAAUAACUAUCAGAUAGAUAUUUCAUGUUUUUUCUCCAGUGACAAAAUAUAUUCAAAUCUGUUUCUCUCUGAAAUUGCAGACUUUGUCUUGUUUCAGUGGUAGUUUGAAAUCAUUCCAGUAAAUGCUUAUAACAGAAAUAACAACAAUUUCAAAUUUACUAGAGCAAAGAAAAAUUAUCAAAAUUUGAAACGAUAUUAUUCAGUGUUUCACAAUUUGCCAUCGUUAUUUUCACAUGUCCUUUUUAACCCCAUUCUGCAAACAUUAAGUUCCUGCAUGUCAUGCAGUCAUGUUAUAGAAAGGAUAUUCCACCCACAUCUCAAUAUGCUCUGUAGUUUUGUGAACAUCUUUUCUUAAAGCCUCUCUGUAUAGCCAACUAUGUUUAUAAAGUUAUCAUUGUCCAAUAGUUAGCUAUCUAAAAGUUUUUAUGCCCUAUAUAUUAACCAUCUUGUCUGAAUACAUUGAAAUCAUUGGAGGGUAUUCAAAUGAAACCUUUAUAUCAUUGUGAUGUCUUUUUCAAAAAACAAAAAACUAAAAUAAAAAAAAUUCAUUUAUAUAAAUUUUAAGAAGUCUAUCUUUGAUUGCAAAAACCUGUGUUUUUUUACUAAAAUGAUCCUACUGAUUAUUCUUUCUUUGUAAAUUUUUCUUUCUUUUUUAAAACAUGUAACCAAUUUUUACAUUCAUUUUUCUUUUAUAUUUUCUUUUUCUUUUCCUCUCUUACCAUGUUGUUUGUGAUGUACAAAGUUUUUGCAAAAUGUCAUAUUUAUAUGCAAAAGUGUAACAUCAUGCAGUGUUGUAUAUUUUUGUGUCUUUGGAACAUUACUAAGAACAAAGUCUAGUAAAUCAUCCCUCAGCAACAGAGCUGAACCAUUGACACAUCUUGCUUCAAUGGUUGAUAGAUAUAUCUGCACUUUCAGAGAAACAUUCAAAUAGUUAUAAGGUAUUUUAAAAAAGAAAAAAAGAUAAAAUAAAAAGAACUAAAAGUCAAAAUUUAAAAAAAAAGAGGUAAACAAAAGAAAGAAACCCCCUAUAAUUUCUCUCAAGGUAUCAAGAUUAAAUGUCCGCUACUGUGGCCUAUUCACUGUGUCUGUAGUCUAUUUUUUUAUCUGAUUGAACUGUGAUGAAAUUAUGCAACAGCAGAUUGGUGGUGAAAGACUUGCACAAUAAAAAAACAGUAACUGUUCUGAAAUUCAGCUGUUCCUGUAUUAUGAAUUGAUUUUCUACUCGCCCCCUCCUUUUCCUGCCCAUUUAUCUAUAUUCUUUCCUCACUCACCAUUUACAGUUUUAUUCCCUCCCUCACUUUUUGACUUUUGCAGAGUUUUGUAUUUUUUAUUUCUCGACAUCAGUAAACACAAACACACACAUACAGAUGCAUACAUAACCUAACAUAACACACAUAUCAUUAUAUCCUUUGUAUCCUUUAUUAAAAAAAAGAAUGUUUUGGUUUUUGUUUGUUUGUUUGUUUGUUUUUUUUGUUUUUUUUUUAUUAAUAAACUCAUAACUAUGUUUGUAUUAAUAUGCUGGAAAAUUGUUUUUAUUUGGGGUUUUUUUUUAAAGUUUUUACUGAAAGUGCAUGUGUGCAUGCAUGUGCAUAUCACAUAAUAAAAUUCUGAAGUUUUCAUUCUCCAGGAGGAGCUCUAGUUAAGAGAUGUCACCACUUAUCAUCAAAACAUGUUUUUUUUGCAUCUGCUUCUUCCUCUCUUUCAUUCAUUCCAACUUUCAUUUUUGUUGUUCCAAUUUUUAAAAAAAAAACUUUAUUUCCACUGUAAAUGAAAAAUCUCAUGAAAUUCUCCUGUGGUCUCUUCACUAGACCUCCAGAAAAUUCAUUUCCCUCUUCCCAACCAUUUCACCACAAUAAAGCUUCUAUCAACAAAGGAAAGAGUAAGAGAGUAAAAGCAAUUUAUUUUGCUUUGUUUAUGUAUUGGACAAAUGACUGAGCUCAUAUGUAGAGAGAGAGCUAAGUUUAGCUUAUUUCAGUGGUGUUCAGAAGUCAAAAUAUUCCCAACAUUUAAAAAAAGAAGAAAAAAUAAACCAAUAAAGAAAUAUAACAACUAA